Molecule: messenger RNA, 517 nt
Organism: Capronia coronata CBS 617.96
Lineage: Eukaryota; Fungi; Ascomycota; Eurotiomycetes; Chaetothyriales; Herpotrichiellaceae
Exons: 4
Coding region: 68-517 (149 amino acids)
Biological process (GO): copper ion transmembrane transport
Cellular component (GO): membrane
Molecular function (GO): copper ion transmembrane transporter activity
Source: RefSeq, a predicted model, not a curated record
AUGGAUCACGGCGGCAUGAAUCACGGUGACAUGGAUAUGGGGGAAGGGCAAUGCUCCAUGAACGCAAAUGCUCUUCACUUGGUCGUCCAAGAACCUAUGCAUUGUUUUCCGCCAGUGGAGAGUCACAGGCACCUUCUCGCUCAUAUUGUCCUUGAUCGCCAUCGUCCUCCUGACCGCAGGCUAUGAAGGCAUACGUGAACUCAGCAGGAGAUAUGAGCAGAGUCAGAGCGCGCGCAUGGCUGCUUAUAGCACCGGCGCUUCGAGCGAACCUGCACAACUGAACGAAUCAAGCUCAUCGCUAGUCGUAGGGAGAGAUUCAAAGGCGGCGGCUGAACGACAAGGGACAAUCAUAAGAGCUGCGUUAUAUGCUGUACAAGUCUUCUACAGCUUCUUUAUCAUGCUUUUGUUCAUGACCUAUAACGGCUGGGUCAUGUUGGCGGUGGCAGUAGGCGCAUUCGCGGGUUACCUUGCUUUUGGCCGCGACCUCUCAUCAAGCAAAUCGGUAGCUUGUCAUUGA